Onychostruthus taczanowskii (white-rumped snowfinch) is the source of this 358-nucleotide messenger RNA. It is a transcript of the gene HGH1, whose product is annotated as HGH1 homolog. Lineage: Eukaryota; Metazoa; Chordata; Aves; Passeriformes; Passeridae. The transcript has 2 exons. The annotation marks the transcript as partial. The record is from RefSeq and is a predicted model, not a curated record.
GAAAAUUGAGGGAAAAAACCCCGAAAUUUCGGUGGAAAAAUCGGGAAUUUUCCCCGGGACGAGAUUCCCAACCCCUCUGGAAUUCCCAGAGAAGCACGAGUGGCUGCUGGGCCCCGAGGUGGACGCGCUGCCGCCGCUGCUGCUGCCGCUGGCCGGCCCCGAGGAGCUCCCCGAGGACGAGAUGGAGCAGCUUCCCGUGGAUCUGCAGUACCUCCCGCCGGAGCACCGCAGGGAAGAGGAGCCCGAGAUCCGCAAGAUGCUGCUGGAGACCUUGAUGCUGGUGGGGAGUUUGGGGGUUCCCUGAGGAGUUUUGGGGGUUCCCUGAGGAGUUUGGGGGUUUGAUGUGUUUUUGGGGUUC